AUACUUAAUUUGCUUUCUAUUUAAAUUUUCUCUGGCCUGUAAGUAAUACUGGCUUUUCUAUAGUGAGUCAGCGUGUGAAAACCUGAUAGGUGAGGGGAAGUUAAAGUGGAAAGAACCUUUUAGGAGGAAAACUGUUUUUACGAACCUCUGCUUGGAGGAGAGGACAGGUAUUCCCCUAGAAGGAGUCGGUUAGUCCUGCUGGAGGACAACUUAGCCGCUCAAGGUGCAACAUUCACCUCCAUAUACAUGCACGUGGUUUGGCAGGAUGACAGAUAAUGUUUCACACACUGGAACAUAUAGUGACAGCAUUCGAGCGUUCACUGGAGCGGUGAUUGCGUCGUACGGGACACACCUCGCCCUCCUGUUAAAUGAUCACAGGCUCAGUCGGGUCACCAAACACCUGACUCGCAGUCACAGAAGGUCAUGUCCAAAGUGGAAAAAUUAAAGGAGUUGAACCUUCGCGCUCUCUUGAGGGAGCUGCGCACUGACAUCGCCAUGGCAGUGGAUGACCCGUUCCCUCUAGUCUACGGUUUGGUAGACAAAAACAUCAUCACUGAGCAACAGUUGAAGGAAACUCUUGCCAAAGAACGAGCUGAAGGGAUCCAUAAGGCCAUGUACUCCUUGUUGUCCUGGGUUUUGGAGAGGAGCAAAUCCACAAUCCAGUCCUUCUGGAGCAACUUAUCCAAAGACUACAACACAGAGAGCUACCCCAAACUGCAGACCCUGUUGGCUAACCUGCAUUCCAGAUGUAACACUGCAAGUUCCAAAACUGAAAACAGAUCUUCUGGAGUUUCUCACGGCAAGAAAAGGAGCCAUGAAAACACCGGGACGAACUCCCGUUAUCUCGCCAAGACGAGCACUACAGGAAGUAAAGUGAAGCUCUACAGAGUGAAGAGUGAAGCCCCAACUCCAAAGAUGCCAACAGGAAACAGCAAACAUGGAGCACCUUCAUCAUUCCAGGGAGGUAUACCUUUGGCGUCUUCGACAGAUUCAAAAAAACAAAACUUACAGAUCAAGCAAGAACACAGCUUUGGUGGUUCCAAUAGAACAAACAUUAAAAUUAGUGAAGGUUUUUAUCCUUGUAGCUUGAAGGAGGAAGCAAAUGCAGAUUUGCCAGAGACUGCUACAAACCCAUUUCGCCACCAGGGAGAGACAACCACAAGCAUGAUGAUUCAUUGUAACGAUGAUGAGUGUGCGGUGUGUAAGGAUGGAGGAGAGCUGAUUUGCUGUGACGGCUGUCCUCGGGCCUUUCAUCUAACAUGCCUCAACCCUCCCCUGGUUUCCAUACCAAGAAGGUUACAUUCUGUGGAAUCCUUUAGUGGCUCUUGGCAGUGUGACCGGUGCCGAGGAUUUACAGUGAAAAGUGAGAAAGCCUCGCUCCUUUUAGAAGCUCUGUCAGGCCAGCCUCUGCAUGAAAACAAAGCAUCCAGUGACUCCGUCACAGACGUUUCCUUUUACUCCUCAAACUCAUCCACCCUCCCAGCGUCUGUGAGUGCAUCAAGUAGCAAAACUCAGUGCUCAGGUGGGGAGCUGGUGGUAGUGAGGGAAGCGUGUGGCGUCUGUCACCUUGGAGGAGGAGACCUGUUGCAUUGCCUUCAGUGUUUCCAGGGUUUCCAUGUGCGUUGCCACUUCUCCAAGGGGUCCUCCAUCUGCUCGUCAUGCUCCAGGCUGUGGAGCAGCUCUGCAGAGAAAGAGGCUGAGCUUAGAGGCCUGCAGCUCGCACCGGAACAGAACACAUCCAGUCAUGAUCAGAGCACCUCCAUCUCUGAGCCAAUAAUUAAAAGAGAUGAUGUGGACUCCAUCAUUACAGAGCAAAACUCCAUUGAUGGCAUCUUGCAGUGGGCCUUUCAAAGCAUCUCCCGGCCUCUUCAGGACUCCCAGGGUUGUUUCCAGUGAGAGAAAGUCAAGCACCAUGGCUUCACAGCAUUCCUGAAGAGGACUGCGGGUCAGUGCUGACGUGGGACAUUUGGCAGAGGGUCAAAGCAUAACUGCCUCGUCCAGACUGGGUCUUCAAAAUGAAAUUACAUAAACUUUAUGUCACGCUCAUCAAUCAAUAAAAAAUCCGCGCAGAGCUUGUUU
Messenger RNA from Oryzias melastigma (Indian medaka), 2079 nucleotides. RefSeq names its product autoimmune regulator (gene aire). The transcript is spliced from 14 exons. NCBI's taxonomy places the organism in Eukaryota, Metazoa, Chordata, Actinopteri, Beloniformes, Adrianichthyidae. Gene Ontology annotation, biological process: negative regulation of DNA-templated transcription; regulation of transcription by RNA polymerase II; humoral immune response. Gene Ontology annotation, molecular function: DNA-binding transcription factor activity, RNA polymerase II-specific; translation regulator activity; transcription corepressor activity. The record is from RefSeq and is a predicted model, not a curated record. Bases 424 to 1896 code for a protein of 490 amino acids. Gene Ontology annotation, cellular component: nucleus; cytoplasm.